This is a messenger RNA of Akanthomyces muscarius, 1119 nucleotides long. RefSeq lists its product as uncharacterized. Lineage: Eukaryota; Fungi; Ascomycota; Sordariomycetes; Hypocreales; Cordycipitaceae. Gene Ontology annotation, biological process: transcription open complex formation at RNA polymerase II promoter. The transcript is spliced from 4 exons. Gene Ontology annotation, cellular component: transcription factor TFIIE complex. The coding region runs from base 1 to 1119 and encodes 372 amino acids. The record is from RefSeq and is a predicted model, not a curated record.
AUGGAUCUCGCAGUCACACUAGUCAAGUCGGUGAUGCGAGCGUUCUAUUCAACCAGAGACAUUCUAGUAAUAGAUGCGCUCAUCCUCCACGAAGCUCUCCGCGAUGACGACCUGGCGUACUUGAUGGCUACAAAUCCGAAAGAUCUCCACAAGAUUUGCGGAAAACUUCGAGAAGAUCGAUUCUUGACAGUACAUACACGACCAGAACUUAGAGAAGGCAACCCACGGCCGAGUAAUCGCACAUGGUACUACAUCAAUUACCGCCAUACCAUUGAUGCUAUAAAGUGGCGCGUGUACACCAUCGACAAAGAUGUCCAAGAUCGCAAUGCUGGUGGUCACGAACAAUCCACUCGCCUCAACGACCAAUUCAAGUUCAUAAGUGAGCUUUUGCAGAAAAUCGACAACGUACAUAUACCGGAGUGCGAUUUUGAUCGCGCUCUCGCAAAGGCUAGGCCGGUGGUCCGCGAUGCCACACACCAAGUCGCGGCAACCACGGCCAUGGACUUGGGUAUGAACAGACCAAUGGCAGUGAAAGGACUGACAAAUACUGGCCCCCAGUCCAUCUCUGUCAAUAUCUCGACCGUCGAGGGUGCAUCAGAAGCAGAAAAAGAGGCCGAGAUUGCGCGCCGAGAAAAGCUGGCGGCGCAGAAUGCACUGCCAUCGUGGAUGUCCAACAGUACCGUUACUGGAGACUCUUUUGCUGCCGCAGCUGGUGCAGGGCAUACCGCUGUCAAGAGUGAAAUCGGACCCAAUGACGAUACAAAGCAAAAACAAGUGGACAACAAGGCUCUCGCUCAAAUUGACGAUAUCUUUGAAACGCUCAAAGCCGAAGCUGCACAGAAGCGGCAAGAUGAUUCUGACGAUGAGGAUGGCUCCGACGAGGAUGAAGAUGACUUCGAAGAUGUCCCAGCUACUGGCAAUAAUUCCAGCCUGGGUACACCGGCUCUAAGCCAGUCGAUGAAGCGAGAGCCAUCUAGGGAGCUGUCAAGAGACGGAUCCGGCUUAGAAGAGCACGGCAGAAAGAAGGCGAAGAUUGAAACUAGUGUUAAAACAGGAGAGACGGGUAACGACAGCGGGGAAGAUGAUGAUGAGGAUGAGAUGGAGUUUGAAGAUGUAUAA